Molecule: messenger RNA, 1320 nt
Organism: Penicillium longicatenatum
Lineage: Eukaryota; Fungi; Ascomycota; Eurotiomycetes; Eurotiales; Aspergillaceae
Gene: sfh5
Product: CRAL/TRIO domain protein
Exons: 2
Coding region: 1-1320 (439 amino acids)
Biological process (GO): Golgi to plasma membrane protein transport; regulation of exocytosis
Cellular component (GO): cytosol; plasma membrane; cortical endoplasmic reticulum
Molecular function (GO): phosphatidylinositol transfer activity
Source: RefSeq, a predicted model, not a curated record
AUGUCUGAUCCGAAGCCUGCUGAACAAACCCCGGCUGCUGAGCCAGCGAAACUCGAGGAGAUCGUGGGAAACACCGAUAAGCCCUCGGAGACUCCCGCUGCCUCGGCGACAGAAAACAUCAACACCGAGGAAGCUCCUAAGGAGGAUGCGCCCGCUACAACUGAAGCCGCCAAGCCUGAAGAUGAAGCUGCGCCCGCCGCUGCCACCACCGAGCCCGAGGCUAAGCCCGAGGAAAAGAAACCCGAAUACCUGACCAGCAUUCCCUCUCUCGGCCAGUUCUUCGAGCACCUCCCCUCUAUUCUCAGCAAGACUGGCUACAGCGAGAUGUGGGGUGUGCCCCUGAAGGAUAGCGACGAUAUUCCCACGGUCAAUGUGCUGAUCAAGUUCCUGCGCGCCAACGAGGGCAACCUCUCCGCAGCCGAGGAGCAGCUGCGCAAGGCCCUGGAAUGGCGCAAGCAGACCAACCCACUAGAGCUCAUCCAGUCGGGCAAGUACAGCGCCAGCAAGUUCGGCGGUCUGGGAUACCUGACAACCUACGAGCAAGAUGGACGCCCGCUCGUGUUUACAUGGAACAUCUAUGGCGCUGUCAAGGACAUGAGCGCUACCUUCUCGGAUUCUGACGAAUUUGUUAAGUGGCGCGCUGCCCUCAUGGAGCUCGCCGUCCAGGACCUGAAUAUGAAGGAUGCCACCACUGUCAUCGACUACGAUGGCGAGAAGGACCCUUACCAGAUGAUCCAAGUGCACGACUACAUGAACGUCAAGUUUCUUCGCAUGGACCCUGCUGUGCGCGCUGCGACCAAGAAGACUAUCGAUGUCUUCUCCACCGCUUACCCCGAGCUGCUGCGCGAGAAGUUCUUUGUCAACGUCCCGGCUAUCAUGGGUUGGAUGUUCUCGGCCAUGAAGCUCAUUCUGAGCCGUAACACCACUCGCAAGUUCCAUCCCAUCUCUAACGGUGCCAACUUGGCUCGCGAGUUCCCUGCUUCGAUCGCCAACCAGAUUCCCACGGUGUAUGGUGGAAAGGGCGUUGCAUUGAAGGAUGGGGCACGGUCGGUUCCGCUGACUGGGGACGAGCAGCCCAAAGAGGAGGCUAAGCCUGCAGAGCCUGCUACUGAGACUGCCGCCCCGGUAGCUGCUGCCCCUGUAGCUGCUGCCCCUGUAGCUGCUGCUCCUGUGGCUGCUGCUCCUGAGGCCGCGGCUCCUGAGACCGCUGCUGUCGAGACCGCUGCCAAGGCGGAGCCUGCGAAGGAAGAAGUCAAGGAGGAGGCUGCAGAGACCAAGGAAGCGUCAAAGACGACCACCGAGGGUAAAGCGGCCUCAUAA